This is a messenger RNA of Yamadazyma jaroonii, 1173 nucleotides long. Lineage: Eukaryota; Fungi; Ascomycota; Pichiomycetes; Serinales; Debaryomycetaceae. The record is from the annotation of a GenBank genome assembly.
AUGUUCCAAGUAAAAUUUACCAAACCACUUACCAUUUUUGGUUUGACUGUAAUAAGUUGUGGAUUCUUCUACUGGUCGAAUUUUAGAACAUUUCAAUCAUCUAUUGAUUUCAAUGAGUCAAUAAUUUUCCAACGAAUAAUUGAAUGUAGCGAUAUAGUAGAUGGUAAUCUUUGUUUCAAAGAGAAUAAAGACGAUCUUUUGAAAGAAGUCAAGUUCAACAACUUCGUAGCAAAUAAGCAAUGGAAUGAAUGUUUGACUAUGGUAAACGAGCAGAGUGAUUUGAAUUUGCUUUUAAAUAUUCAGAAGUGCUUUCAUCAAUCAGAUUUGAUAGAUAAACUCAACCACCAGGGGAACAAAAUCCAGCUUUUCUUAGCCAUGGCUAGCAUAGCAAUCCAACUUUUCAUUUCAAUUCAAUUCAUGAUCAAUCAUUCGUUCAAGAACCAUGAAACUACCCUUACUAUUGAACGAUUACGGGAAUUAAGUUUUUCAGUUGAAGAUUUAAUCAAAAAAGUCGGAAACCAUUACAACGAAUUUGUCCAAGCUAGGACUAAAUUAAAUAGUGAUAUUAAGCAAACCACCUCAAGAUUGAAUAAAGGAGGAGAUUAUUAUAGGUAUAAUGAAAUCUUGAAAGAGAAUGUAAUCAUUUUAAAUAAUGAAUUUAACAACUUCAAGAUCGAAUUCUUUACCAAGUUCAAUAAAGAUUUUGUUAUUUUACCGCCCAAGAUUAACACUUUUAGUUCACCAAUGAUGAAAUUCAAUACUGGACAGCACCAUUCGAAAUCAUCCACUUCCCCAAAAGUUAGGCUGCAUCAAAGUAAAGAACCAAAUCGAAAUUUUGACAAGGAAAACAAUAUUCCUAAUCCAAUGGUAUCCAUGCCAAAUCACAAAGCUUCCUCGACAGUUUCUGAUUCUUCAUCAAUUCCUGCAAAAGUCAAUCAACAAAACUUCGAUAUUACUACCCAACAAGGAAGGGAGCAGUUGAAGAAAAUCAUUGAAGUUACCAGGAAAGAAAAAAAUCAGCUCACUGGAUUGAAAUAUUCAGAUGUCAUUAAGGUAGACAAACAUGAAAAGAAAUUUAAGAGAGUUUUCAUACCUCAAAGGGGUUGGGUACCUGUCAAGAGACUCGAAGCGGAGGAACUCCAUCAUGGAUCGAACGCAUUGGUAAUUUCAUGA